Molecule: messenger RNA, 2387 nt
Organism: Stylophora pistillata
Lineage: Eukaryota; Metazoa; Cnidaria; Anthozoa; Scleractinia; Pocilloporidae
Biological process (GO): calcium-ion regulated exocytosis
Cellular component (GO): exocytic vesicle; plasma membrane
Molecular function (GO): SNARE binding; clathrin binding; calcium ion binding
Source: RefSeq, a predicted model, not a curated record
UCAUUUGUAUCAGUAAAUGACCUACUCGACCCCGCGAAAAGUCCAGGUAAGCAGAGCCUUCGACACGUUCACGCAUUAAGAAGUUCCCGUUUGGUUGUGACACGAGAAGGCAAGGUUUUUUUACAGCCGAAAAAGGAGACAUGACUUCAGAAACGUUCAAAUGACGGAUCCCAGCGUUCUUGGUGUGAUUUUGGGAUCUGUGCUUGGAUUUCUGGCCGGAGUCAUCGUAGUCUGUGUUGGAUAUUUUGUUUAUGCAAAGCGAUCGGGAAAUUAUAGUCCACUUUCGCGGGAUGUACGCGCCAAGAUCGAUUACUAUUCCGCCUCAAGUCCCGAAGGCGCGUUCCUCGCCGCACAAACUCGACCAGUUCAAGUCCAACCAAAUGUAUAUACGCUAGCAAAGUCUUCCGCAGAAUCUUACCCGGAAAUAACUGAGUUGAACGAUGUUGAACAACAGAGAAUUCGCAUAACGAAGCCUUACGAAGCUGGCGCAAUUACUACCAUCCAAGAGGACAGCGAGGAUGUUGAAGAUGGGAGCGCUCGAAGUCUUCAAAGAAGUGGGUUGAGUGGCUCAGACAAGCCAAAACUAUCAAAGCGAAUGAGUUUACCUUCCAACCUUAAAUCUGAUGGAUUGUUCAAUCCUAACCCAGAAGAAUUUUUAAAAAAGAAAUUGUCAUCAGAGGAGGAGGAAUGUCGGCUUGAAUUCUCGUGUUUUUACGAUACGGCCAGUCGUGAAUUACACAUUACCGUCAUUCAAGUUGUUGGGAUUUCUACGCCAGACGAAAGUUUCUUGCGCCCGCCUAAUUGCAGCGUUAAAAUGCGCAUAUUACCCGAAAUGUUGUCGUGGCAGUGGACGCGCAAAAUUUCUCGUACCACGAAUCCAGCUUUCAACGAGACUUUCAUCGUACCUGGUUUUGUUCAUAACAAAUUACGAGAGUGCACCGUGCACUUUGUGGUAUUGGAUUUUGAUCAUGUGCAAGACAAUGUUUAUGUGAUUGGGGAAGUAUUCAUGCCAUUGUCAGAACUACGAGCCAACAGACUUGAGAAGAUUGUCAAAAGACUUGGUGAGCUGUCGAUUUCUUUGUGUCACAACCCAACGGAUCAAAAACUAAUGGUAAAAGUAAACUGCGCCAGGGGCUUACAGCAGAUUUCAAAGGACGGGAGACUAAAUCCAUUUGUAAAACUAGAGCUCACAUUCUGUGGACGGAAGCUAAGUACCAGGACAACAAAGACCGCUCAUAACACUAGAACACCAAACUUCAGUGAAAUGUACGUGUUCGAUGUGAACUCAGACAAACUGCCCCAGAUUACGCUGUUCUUCAAGGUCAAGCAUCGUGGUAUGAUGCGUGACGUACCCUUGGGCACGGUACACCUUGGGUAUUGCGUGAAUGUCGAGAGCGAAUACAAGCACUGGGAACAAGCCAUGGAAAAGCCUCACCUCGAAAUAGCGCAAUGGCACACUCUUCAAGAGUAUUUUGUUGAAUGAUUACAAUUUUUCGUCCCCUGACAGUAAGAUGAAUUACACUGAAACAAGUAAUGAUAGAUUUAAAUGAAUUUAUUUGGGGUGAAAAAUGCGUGGCCUGCGGUAGAGCUGGGUAGAAUCUAGAUAUCACAGGGGAAGAUUUCUCAUAAAACUGUCAGGUGGUAAAGCUUACAAAUGUCAUAUGUAAUUUGACUUUUUUUCAGAGAGAGAGAUUUACUUUCUACGACCCCGAUAAAGAAUAUUUUGUAUGAUAAUCAUACACAUACGAACGCGAAGCGCGCGUGUCAUCGAUUUUCUGCGUGCCUGAACAGAAAAGUCGCCAGAAAUGUGAAUGUAAAGGACUUUAUGCGGGUUGCUUUAAACCCUUUGAGAGGACUUAAAAUCAUUGUCGUCCUUUUAUCUUAAUAAUAUACAGAGUGAUUUGUAAGCUGGACAAUGCUAAUACUGAUGGGAUUAAUCUCUUUUGGAAUAUGAUCGUUAAAAAGAUAUCUAUUUUGUUGUGUGUGAAGGUUAUUCGUUUGCCUAAAAUAUUUUACGCAAAAAAAGUUGACCGAUGUUUGGAUUUUUUAUCACAAAAAAAAAAAAGGAAAACAAAUCCUUGUAGAUAUGAUAUGAUACUUUUGUUCCCUUCCAUUUAAAGAGUCUGAAAUUUAGUCGCAAGUUUUAUCUAAUUUGUUUUUGGCAGGUCUGUUAUUGCAGUCAUUAAGUCUGUUAUUGCAGUUAUGAGUUCAAACAAUGACAGUUCGUAACAAUUACAAAAGCUGACGUUUCGAGCGUUAGCCCUUCGUCGGAGCGAAUUAUUUCGUUAACCCCACCGACGCAGCCCCAAACAGUUUCUUUAGAAACUAUCAGCCUUUAUAUAGUUCGUAACACACUGUUAUGAUCAAUAAAGUAGUUUAGCAAUGUU